Manduca sexta (tobacco hornworm) is the source of this 4065-nucleotide messenger RNA. RefSeq names its product ankyrin repeat domain-containing protein 29. The transcript is spliced from 8 exons. The record is from RefSeq and is a predicted model, not a curated record. The coding region runs from base 310 to 1203 and encodes 297 amino acids. Gene Ontology annotation, molecular function: protein binding. NCBI's taxonomy places the organism in Eukaryota, Metazoa, Arthropoda, Insecta, Lepidoptera, Sphingidae.
CACAGGCCGUUUGCACGCUCGCAAAAAAUAGACGAGGCGCCAUAGUGAGCUCGUUUAGACGUUGGUUCUGUGACGUGCGAUUACGUUUAACCGAAAUAAAUUCGAUCGAAACCGUCUUGUGGAACGCGACAAUAACAGACAAGUCUAUUUAAUUACACAUUACGUGUAUACUACGUUACGUAAUAUUAUUAUCGAGUGUGUAUUUAUUGUCAUUUUUAUCGUUAAGUACCGAAGUGCGGAAAUUUAAAUUAUUUUGAAAUAAUGAAUGUUCCUCUUCACUUGGUGAGCUGAAAUCGAUUGAAAUUCAUAAUGUCUUUGAAGAAGGAGUCCCGCACGGACGUGCAGUUCCACCUGGCGGCUCUGCGCGGAGACUGCGACCGGCUGCGGCAGCUGCUCGACACCGGCAAGGUGCACAUCGACUCCAGGGAUAGGGAUGGCACCACGCCCCUGAUCCUGUCAGCGGCCAUGGGGCACACGGAGUGCGUGCGGGAGCUCCUGGCGCAGGGAGCCGACCCCGCCUGUUGCAGGACGACAGGAACCAGCGCGUUGUUCUUCGCGGCCCAGGGCGGGUUCCUGGACAUCGCGAAGCUGUUGCUCGACGCGGGAGCGGCCAUCGACGCGCCCAGCACGGACGGUGGCACGCCGUUGUUUGUUGCGUGUCAGUGCGGCCAUCUGCCGGUCGUCGAGGAGUUGAUAAGGAGAGGUGCAAAUGUCAACUCCUGUAUGAAGGAUAAAGCGAGUCCGCUGUUCAUCGCGGCGCAGAACGGGCACGAGGAGGUGUGCCGGCGGCUGGUGGCGGCGGGCGCGAGCGUGGACGCGGCGCGCGCGGACGCGGCGUCGCCGCUGUGGAUCGCGGCGCAGUGCGGACACGACCACGUGGCGCGCGCGCUGCUCGCCGCCGGCGCGCGCGUCGACCACGUGCGCCAGGAUGGUGCAACCCCGUUAUUCAAAGCGGCCCACAAAGGACACGCAGCCGUAGUCUCAGAGUUGCUCAAAUAUAAACCUAACCUUGGACUGUUACCAAACGGUCAGACGGCGCUGCACGGCGCGGCGAUGUUCGGGCAGCUGUCGUGCGUGAAGCUGCUGGCGCGGCGCAGCGACGUGCGCGCGCACAACGCGGCCGGCCUGAGCGCGCAGCAGGCGGCGGCGGCGGCGCGCAAGCACGACGUCGUCGCCUACCUGCGCUCGCUCGACCGCGCCUGACGCGCCACGCCCACAGCCGCCCCGCGCCGCCCUUACCGCCCCCUCCGCCCUCUUCGCCCCAACCACCUGUUUCGCCAUCUACGCCAUCGCUUCUUCCGCCCCAGAUAAAUAUUCCGCCCAUUGCACCCCUUUCGCCACUUCCGCCCCUUCCGGCACUUCCGCCCCUUCCGCCCUUUCCGCCCAUUUCGCCAUUUGCCUUGAUGGUUAUCUAUAUUGCCAUGUCCCAAUCCCAACACUACACUAUUAAAAGUUAUGCAAUGGAGAUUCGCAACCAAGUCAAAUUCCCGCUCCAAACUACAUCUUUAGCCAAUUUUAUUGUUUAAUUCUCUUCUUUACGAAAUGUGUAUGUGUAUAAUAUUAUCUACUUUUAAGUGUACCAAUAUAGCGAAUGAUUACUUAAGUAAACCAAUUUUGUGUUAGCAAGAUACAUAUAUAAAAUUAAUUAGCUUCAAUAUUUAAAAAAAUAUAUUAUGUAAAUAUAUGGCAAAAAUUGUAUGCUUUUCUAUAGUCAUAUUGCGCUAUCUCAUUUAACAUAUUAAGAAUCGUUAAAUAUCUGUUAGUUCAUAAUGAAGAGAGAAAUCAAGUUAUAUUGUGCAAUUUUUCAUACAAGUAUAUUUUAAGUAACAUUGCUUAAGCUUUAAAGAAGCUGAGAUAUAUAAAUCCAAUUUUAUAUGAAGUAAAAAAUCUGUAAUUUAUUCCACAUGAAUUAUUCUUUUUUGUAACUUUUAUAUUGAGAAUUACUUUAACAAAAAAUGUCAUGUAAAGCUGAGACAUUUAUUUUUCUGCUCAGACAUGAUUAUAAAAGUUGGAUUCAUAGACCUCAGACAUACUGUAGGUAUAGUUGGAGAUAAAAAAGUAAAUGAUAUUAAAUCUCAUAUAAACUCGCAUCGAUCUGUACACAAUCUGAUUAAACAUUAGGAGUAAUACGUUAUAAUAUUGUAUUAUUAUAGAUCAUUGUACAUAAUAUGUCGCCCGGCUCUUAAAUCAGAAAAAAAAAUGUGCUUAGGAACCAAAAACACGAACAACACUUUUUUAAUGUUAUAAUCAAAAUCGAGGGCCAAGCGUCUAUAUAAAAUAGUAAGCUUUAGCUGUUCGCCUUAAUUACAAUACCUCACAUGUAGUAGUUGUGGUUUAGACUGUAGCAAUGCCAAAUGAAAUAACCAGUAAUGGACACAUACCAUUUCAUAGGACAUGAUAAUGCUUUUUAUUUACUAUUGAUGUGUCCUGCUUUUAGAUUACAGUACCCUCAGAUUUACAAAUGAUAUUGCUACGUUUUAAAACACUUUUUAAAGCAACUAAACACAUGUAGCCUAUUAUUGAUAUUUGAAUAUUGUCUUUUGGUUUAGUGCAGUAACUAGCCUUACAGCUGACGAGUUGAACGGUUGAGUUUACGAUGGUGCUGUUUAGAGUUAAGCAUGUGAAAUGUACAUACACACUACAUACACUAGUCAAUGUAUAUAUAUAUGCUGCAGUUACAUAUUAUAAACUUUUAUACAACAUAAUUUUUUAUGUACCUUAAUGCCGAAACAGCUAAUUUGGACUAGGUGUAAAAGAUCACAUAAAAAUAAAAUAAUAACAAAGAAAACUUAUGUGGUAUUGACUAUUGAUCGAUCAGCCGCAAUGAGCGAGCGGGACAUGUGCGGGGCCGGGGGCGGGGGUUGUCACAGCCGGUUGUUGUGGUAUUAGGUAUCAGAGGGCAACCGAAAUGAGCCAGAUUUUUAUCAGAAUCAAAGCUUACCUUGGUCACCUUAUUGUACAGGACAGUACAAGAAUGUGUUUUAAGCCAUUUUUAAACAACACAAGUCAUCACAGUUUUGCUAAUGUAAAUAUUAUGUAAACAAAAUUUUACCUUAUUUUAAGUAUUUAAAAGCAAUCACAACUUUUUUUAAAGUUACUUAAAAUCACAUUUAAAAAGAUAUGUAACUGCAGUUUCAUUUUAUUGUUUAGUUAAGUCUUACGUAUUCGACAGAACACAAUAGUAAAAUAUAACGAUAGCUCUUGGUGUAUUUUUGAACCUAGACCAAUAUGUUAUUGUGGUCCAUUCAAUAUCACUGAUCCUACGUAUUAGCUUAGAAAUUAUAUAUUUUCAUACAGACAUAAUAAUAACUGUUUUAUCUAACACACACCAUGCAUUGUGCAUUUUUAUUUACAUUUUAUUAAACCAUAAAGCUUUAUAGGAAAUCGGUUUAUGAAAUAUUUUUUAUUAAGCUACAGCUCGUAUCGACUGUACAUGAAAUCUGUUGUAUUUUAGUACUUAGUGUAUCGUGUUAUUUAUUUUACGUUAGGUUAAUUUAUUUUUAAGAUUUUAAAACUUCUAUAACGCUCAAUGUGCAAGUUUUAUUUGAAAUUUUAAGUACAUUGUUUAUUUUGAAUCUCCCGAUGAUCUUACGAUUAGAUUUUACUUUAAUUUUGAAGUAACGGUUAUAAAGCACGCCAUUUUUAAAUAAUGGUGACUGGUGCGCCAUCUGUUAGCACACUGUAUAUAAUAAACUCCGAUAGAUGUCGUUUACAAAAAUAUUUUUCGAACUGACAUUUCAUCAUACCGUUUUUAAAAAGAAGUACAUACAUUCUGAUGUACCCCAAGUAUUUAUACCCAUUUACUUAAUUAUAUUAGAAUUUCAUAAGUCAUUAGCACAUUGCGGCUUAAAACAGUUUUGUAUUUAUGAAGUUUGCUUUAGUUUAUUGAAUUGGUUUCAUUCAUUUAUCGUCAACCAAAUAUUAUUUUAGUGUCCCAAAAUUAUAAAAUUACCCAAGCUAAUUGAAAUUAAUUUGAGGGUAAAAAUCUGGUUGAUGAUAGACAUAAAUAAAACUGCGCAUUUGUUAAAACAUUUUUGUUGUACGUAAUAAAACCAUUUUUAUAUA